Messenger RNA from Labeo rohita (rohu), 1792 nucleotides. RefSeq names its product deleted in malignant brain tumors 1 protein-like. The record is from RefSeq and is a predicted model, not a curated record. The coding region runs from base 454 to 1062 and encodes 202 amino acids. The transcript has 7 exons. NCBI's taxonomy places the organism in Eukaryota, Metazoa, Chordata, Actinopteri, Cypriniformes, Cyprinidae. Gene Ontology annotation, cellular component: membrane.
AAGUCACCUUAUAGCAACACUGUUAAUAUCACUGUGGUGAACUUGCAGCAGCCCAACAUUUCCCACAGUGCUCCUGAUGGACAGUUUGUUGUGGGGUCUCAGGGGCCAGUGAUCACCAGGGGCCACAGUUUCACUAUCAUCUGUUCCACUGAAUCUCAGUAUCCUGGAGGCUCUUUUCACCUGUUCAGAGGGUCAAACAUCACCAGGAGUGAGUCAGCUGUCAAUCACUCCUCCUCCUUCUCCUUUCCUGAGGCAGAUUAUUCACAUGAGGGAAACUACAGUUGUGUUUAUGAAGUCAGUGUCUCCUCACGCUCCUUCCGUUCAUCUGCCUCUGAACUGCUGCUCAUCACUAUCACAGAUCUGAGAUUGGUCAGUGGUUCUGAUUUAUGCUGUGGAAGAGUGGAGAUCCGUUAUAAUGGCCAGUGGGGAACCGUGUGUGAUGAUAACUGGGACAUGAAUGAUACUGCUGUGGUGUGCAGACAGUUACAGUGUGGAUCAGCCAUCAGUGCACCUCAAAGUGCCGCUUUUGGUCAAGGCAGUAAAUCGAUCUGGCUGGAUGAUGUUGAAUGUUCAGGAACUGAAGGAACCCUCACACAAUGUUCACACCGUGGAUUAGGAAAACAUGACUGUAAUCAUGGUAAAGAUGCUGGUGUUGUUUGUUCAGGUGAGCUGCAGAUGCCGACCCUUUCCCUGACCUCCACACAUGCAGUUGUUUCUCGUGGAGAAAAUAUCCAGUUCAGAUGCACAACACCUAAACCAAGAUGUAAUGUUAAUGCUGAAUUCCAGCUCUUCCAAAACAGUUUAUCUGUAUCCUCCCAGACACAUGUAUCUAGUGUGACUUUCAACCAUAAUAUAGACAUUUCACAUCAAGGCAGCUACAGCUGUCAAUACUCCUACCAAAACAAUAUCAAGUCACCUUUGAGCAACACUGUCAACCUCACUGUAGUGGACUUGCAGCAGCCCAACAUUUCCCACAGUGCUCCUGAUGGACAGUUUGUUUGUGGGGUCUCAGGGGCCAGUGAUCACCAGGGGCCACAGUUUCACUAUCAUCUGUUCCACUGAAUCUCAGUAUCCUGGAGGCUCUUUUCACCUGUUCAGAGAGUCAAACAUCACCAGGAGUGAGUCAGCUGUCAAUCACUCCUCCUCCUUCUCCUUUCCUGAGGCAGAUUAUUCACAUGAGGGAAACUACAGUUGUGUUUAUGAAGUCAGUGUCUCCUCACGCUCCUUCCGUUCAUCUGCCUCUGAACUGCUGCUCAUCACUAUCACAGCCUCGCUGCUUCCUGUCAUGGGUGCUGCAGUGUCAGCUGUGCUGCUCUUAUUGUCUGUCCUCAUAAUCAUCCUCCUGCUGAAGAGAAGACAAAAGCAAAGGAACAAGGAAACUCAUUCGAAGUGCUCUUUUACUAAAGGUGCAGCUAACACAUAUGCAGGUGCAUCCCAUGAAAACAAAAAUAAAGAAAAUGAUGAGGCUGAUUAUGAAAAUGUAGAACUUCGUAAAAACAUGGAUUAUGAUGACACUGAAGAUGUUUAUAUUAAUGUGGACUCUAAUCAUUCUAAAACUGAUUAUAAUAAUCCUGAUGACUCUGAAGAGGACUAUAUUAAUGUGGACUCUGAUCAACCAGAACAGGACUAUAUCCAUGUGGACACUGAUGAAUCUGAAGAGGACUAUGUCAAUGUGAAUGGUAUAGAAAAUAAAAGUGUGGUAGACAAAUCUGAUGAUAACAUUUAUGAAAGCUGUUGUGAUUAAUGACUGGUUUUGGCCUACCUGAAGAAUAUCACUGGACCUUCCCUGUUG